CCCGUGGGCGAAAAACCCACGUCAAAAAAUAAAAUAAAAAGAAGGAAAAAAAACAAAAGGGAAAUGUGUCGUGUUUUGAUUUGACUGGCACUACUGGUGGUACAAGUCUGCUGCUGGCCCUUUUUUUUCUCUGUUUCAAGGUCUCGAUCCGUUAGCGUUAGUUUGCCCAGUUACCCAGUUCGUGUAGAGCUUGCUGGCCCUGUGUGAGACCCACCCUCGAAACAGGACAGGCCAAAACCAAAUAGAAAAUAGAGACGAAAAUAACAAACCAAACCGAGUCGAAUCACACCUGUUUAAUCACGUUGGAAGCUUCUGGACAAAAACACACUGGACGGUAUACGGAUUUAUAAAACAGUUGCAAGGUCGAACAGACGACUGGGCAGAGGACAUUGGUGACGUUUCAUUUUCGCCAGGUAAAAACAAUUUCAGUCAAAAAACAGGUGAGAGAGAAUAUGGAAGGAGUAUUGGAAGAAGAAGCCCGUUCUGUCGGCGUUUGGGCCUGGCUAAGCCUGUCGAGUCUUCUGCUAGGAUUAUUAGCGUUGCUAUGGUUACGCUUCAACUCACAACAACGCAGUCAACUGCUGCAGCUGCCGCCGGGACCGUCCGGUUUGCCUUUGCUCGGCUACUUGCCUUGGAUCGACAGCCGGGCGCCUUACGAGACCUUUGCCGGGCUGAGUCGCCGCUACGGCCGCAUUUACUCGCUCAAACUGGGCGACAUGUUGGCCGUUUUCAUCAGCGAUCCUCAACUCGUCCGCCAGGCUUUUAGCCGGCCCGUUUUCUCCGGCCGGGCUCCGCUCUAUCUCACCCACGGCAUCAUGAAAGGCCACGGAUUGAUUUGCGCCGAAGGCGAGUCGUGGCGGGAGCACCGUCGCUUCGUCAUGAACGUCAUGAAACAACUGGGCAUGGCCGGACGUCAAGGCGCCUCUGUCAUGGAGUCCCGUGUCAUGGCCGGCGUCCUGGAAUUUGUCCACGGACUGGAGUGUCAGAUGACGGACGGUGGCGUCGGUGGCGUCGAUUUGGUGCCGGGAUUGCGUCACUGCAUCGGCAACAUCAUCAACGGCGUCGUUUUCGGGCGGACGUACGCGGCCGACGAUCCGACCUGGAUUUGGCUCCAGCACCUGCUGGACGAAGGCGUCAAACAGGUGGCCGUCGCCGGGCCCAUCAAUUUCCUGCCCGUUCUCAGGUUCUUGCCCAGCUAUCGGAAAAUCAUGUCGUUCAUCCUUGACGGCCAAGCCGAGACUCACCGCCACUACCAGGAGAUAAUCGACCAGCGCCAGCUCAAUCUCUCCGCCAAUCAAGAUUACACCAGCGUCGUCGAGGCCUACCUAAUAGAAAUGGAACGUCGUCAAUCAGCCGGAAUCCCGACCGAAACCUUCACCACUGUCCAGCUGCACCACGUGCUGGCCGACAUGUUUGGUGCGGGGACGGACACGGCAUUGACGACCAUCAAGUGGAUCGUCCUCUACUUGAUCCUCUACCCGGACGUGCAAGAGCGAAUUCACGAGGAAAUCGAGCGAGUCGUCGGACAAUUGGAUCAAGGAAGAAUUCCGUGCUACGCCACAGAUGCCCAGCGGAUGCCGUGGACGGAGGCCACCAUCUGCGAGGUCCAGCGCAUCAAGACCAUCCUCCCGCUGGGAGUCCCGCACGGAACAUUAGAUGAUUGCGAAUUGGCCGGUUACCGGAUCCCUAAAGGGGCCAUGGUCGUGCCCGUCUGGUGGGCCAUGAAUCUCGAUCCGACCUUGUGGCCGGAACCUUUACAGUUCCGUCCGGAGCGUUUCCUCGUUGCCCGCCAAGAAGAGGAGGAGGAAGAAGAAGAAAAAUGGCGAGUCGAGAAACCGGAUCAUUUCUUGCCGUUCCAGAGCGGACGGCGGAUGUGCAUCGGCGACGAUCUCGGACGGACUUUGAUUUUCCUAUUCACCGUGACUCUGCUCCAACAUUUCCGGCUCUCCUUCCCGCCGCAAUUCGCCGAGUAUUCCGCAAAUAAUUUCCCGCCGCCCGACUACGGGUUCACACUCGUACCUCAUCCGUUUCCAGUGGCCCUCCAUCCGCGCUAAGCCCUCCGGAAUUUUAAAAUAAUUCUGUGUGUGUGUCUGUUUGUUAGUGUUGAGAAGGAGGGAAAAUAAACACUGAGACAACCAACGUGAGUGUGUGUGUGCGUGGUCAGUGUGUGUGUGGUUCUCCAUAUUUGCCUUGGUAUCGGGACCAGUUUUUUGAUUUUCUUUGGUCGAAAUUAAAUUCCAAGGUUGUCAGAUUAUGGGCGUCGCCGCGGUAAGUUGCCAAUUUCGAGUUUCCGCGUUUUAUUAUUUUAUUAUUUGAUUGUUUCAUUCGAAAAGAUUUGGGUUAGGUCAGGUAAUAUAGGAGACCAUCAGUGUGGUUCGAUCCUUCUUCCCGGCCAGGUAAACAAUUUGAUCCCAUCCCAGUUGAUGUAAUUUAAUCAAAUAGAAAUUGUUCAAAUAUAAUAGAAAUUUGGUUUUGGUUUUGGUUUUUGGUUUUUUUUCGAUUGGGAUGAAUUUUGAUUUUUGAUUUGGUUUUUCUAGCGUUUCUAUUCGGACGAGGUCGGUUGUUCAACUUGUGCGAUGAUUUGUUUGUGGAAAGUGUAUACAGUGAUCGAAUUAC
Molecule: messenger RNA, 2616 nt
Organism: Daphnia pulex (common water flea)
Lineage: Eukaryota; Metazoa; Arthropoda; Branchiopoda; Diplostraca; Daphniidae
Gene: phtm
Product: cytochrome P450 306a1-like
Exons: 9
Coding region: 453-2054 (533 amino acids)
Biological process (GO): xenobiotic metabolic process
Cellular component (GO): intracellular membrane-bounded organelle; cytoplasm
Molecular function (GO): iron ion binding; oxidoreductase activity, acting on paired donors, with incorporation or reduction of molecular oxygen, reduced flavin or flavoprotein as one donor, and incorporation of one atom of oxygen; heme binding
Source: RefSeq, a predicted model, not a curated record